CGUCGUUGUCCGUGGUUAUCCACGUGUAAAAGUGAAAUCCACGCAUCCAAACGAAAACCUUUGAUUCCGCCACGUGGCGUUAUUACAGUUACAAUCAAGAAAAAUCGAAUUGAAAACAGAGCGAAGAAGAAGACGAAGAAGAGAAAGAGGAAACAAACAAUGGUGAAUGUGGUGAAUGCGUUAAUGCUAACUCGGUUACUAACUCGUAACGAACUCGCCGGUCAUGAAGGAAUACCGUUCGGAUCAGUAACGUGGUUCAUCUACGCUGGAAUUUCAUGUUUUCUCGUCAUCUUCGCCGGAAUCAUGUCUGGUUUAACCCUAGGUCUCAUGUCACUCGGUCUCGUUGAUCUCGAGAUUCUUCAGCGUAGCGGUUCUCCCUCCGAGAAAAAGCAAGCAGCGGUUAUACUUCCGGUUGUUCAAAAACAACACCAGCUUCUGGUGACUCUGCUUCUGUGUAAUGCUGCUGCUAUGGAGGCACUUCCGAUAUACUUAGACAAGUUGUUCAAUCAAUUUGUUGCUAUCAUUCUUUCUGUGACUUUCGUUCUGUUUUUUGGGGAGGUUAUUCCUCAAGCAAUUUGUAGUAAAUAUGGCCUUGCUGUCGGUGCCAACCUUGUAUGGCUUGUACGAGUUUUAAUGAUAAUCUGUUAUCCAGUUUCUUAUCCUGUUGGAAAGGUUCUUGAUCGGCUAUUAGGUCACAAUGAGGCGUUAUUUAGGCGAGCACAGUUAAAAGCUCUUGUUUCCAUUCACAGUAAGGAGGCUGGUAAAGGGGGUGAGCUUACACAUGAUGAGACAACAAUUAUCAGUGGAGCUCUAGAUUUGACUGAAAAGACUGCUGAAGAGGCUAUGACUCCUAUUGAAUCAACUUUUUCUUUGGAUGUUAAUUCAAAAUUGGACUGGGAGGCAAUGGGAAAAGUUCUUGCCCGUGGGCAUAGCCGAGUUCCCGUCUAUUCUGGAAAUCCGAAAAACAUUAUUGGGCUUCUACUUGUCAAAAGUCUUCUCACUGUUCGGCCAGAAACGGAGACCCCUGUCAGUGCUAUCUGCAUCCGGAGAAUCCCACGAGUUCCAUCAGAUAUGCCACUCUAUGAUAUACUGAAUGAGUUCCAAAAAGGCAGCAGUCAUAUGGCUGCUAUUGUGAAGGCCAGGGGGAAAGGAAAAUUGCCUCCACAAACGAAUCACGGUGAGAAAUACAAAGAAAACAAAAGGGUUGAUGCGGAUUCGCAGUUGACUACUCCGUUACUACAAAAGCAGGAUGAGAUGACUGAAAGUGUUGUUGACAUCGACAAACUUUCAAGACCUCCAAACAUUAAAAAGCUAUCUGCUUUGCAAUAUAAUGAUGUCACAGCAAAUGCUUCCUUUACGGAAAAUAUUGAAGACGGUGAAGUGAUUGGUAUUAUCACUUUAGAAGAUGUAUUUGAAGAACUUCUGCAAGAGGAGAUUGUGGAUGAGACAGAUGAAUAUGUCGAUGUUCAUAAGAGAAUACGUGUGGCUGCAGCUGCAGCUGCUUCAUCAGUAGCACGAGCUCCAUCAAUCCGAAGGUUGGCUACUCAAAAGGGACUAGGAGGCCAAAGUAAGCCAGGGGUAUCUACUCCUAAGAGAUCAGCAGAGGAAGAUGGAUUGAACUCUCCAAGGUUUCAAUAAUUUUGUUAACCUAUCUGGAACAGUUGUGUUUGUCAUAAAUAAUGAGGCAAUUAUUCGUAAUUUUGUAUAUAUUUUCUAACAAGUGUGAUAAAGGCCAACAUUCUCUCUCACACACACACACAAACGCUAUAGUGCAAGCUUAAUUAGUGAGCUAAUGCUCUAUGCAAUUUUGCUGUAGCUUUGUAAAAUUAACUGCAAAAGAAGUAACUCAUAGUCGGUAGAUACACUACUCUACAGUUGGAUAUUUCAUUUAUUGACUGAGAUAUCAGAAUAUUCAUAACCAGGAAGACGAGACACAUUUGAGACCUCA
Trifolium pratense (red clover) is the source of this 1948-nucleotide messenger RNA. RefSeq names its product DUF21 domain-containing protein At4g14240-like. Gene Ontology annotation, biological process: magnesium ion homeostasis. Gene Ontology annotation, cellular component: intracellular membrane-bounded organelle. The transcript is spliced from 13 exons. Lineage: Eukaryota; Viridiplantae; Streptophyta; Magnoliopsida; Fabales; Fabaceae. Bases 160 to 1638 code for a protein of 492 amino acids. The record is from RefSeq and is a predicted model, not a curated record.